GACCUUCCCCCUCAUUCCACCGCCACCACAACAACAAGGAAGGAUUAAGCUAGCAGGCUAACACGCGGCCAGAAAAAAUUGCUAACCACACCGGGAAGUCCAGCCACCGGAGACCGGGAAAAGUAGCAAAAUAUCAGUAUCGGUAUCAAGCGAAUAGACUCCGCUUCCCAUUCCGUAGCCUCUGUGCGGAUGGGAAGCAGUUAGCUGGUGUGGAGCCGAACAGGGAAGCAGGCGACGGUGUGUUAAAAUGGAGGAUGAGGAGGUUGCAGAGAGCUGGGAAGAAGCGGCGGACAGCGGGGAAAUCGAGAGAAGACUCGAGGCAAAGCUGAAAAUAAAUCAGCAGGCAAAGAAGUCCACUUCAAGUUCACCCGUGAGAACCGCCAUCGUGAUCCAGGACUCAUCUCUUCCUGCAGCACCGCCACCGCAAAUUCGAAUUUUAAAACGUCCGUCAAAUAACGGCACUGCGGGGAAUGCCGCGUCUUCAUCUCGACCUUCCCAGCAGAUGAAGUCUUUGGCGCAACGUGAGGCCGAGUACGCCGAGGCCCGGCGGAGGAUUCUGGGUAGUGCUUCAUCGGAGGAGACCCCUCAGGACAACCCAUGCCAAGACAGGUCAGUUCGUAUGACGACGCAGCAAGCAGCCUCGGAAGCAGUUCGCCCCAACAAUCACGCCAUCCGCCAGCCCACCGGCCCCGACGGCACCUCCGGUUUCCGACUUUGCAGAUAAAACAGAGCUGCUUGCUUUCUAAGCGGUCAAAUGAAGAGCAGCGAAAAGGAGGGGCGAAGAGCAGAGCGGCAACGUGAAGAUAUACACAAUGAACUUGUCCACACGCUCUGCGCUCGGCCGAUACGGUCUUUGGUCUCUGCCUCAUUUUAUCCCUCCAUGGAACGAUGAGAGGGGUUGGCAGAGAUUUGCAGCGUACCCCCCCCACAAUCCUACCACUUCCACACUGUGAAGGAGGCUUUUUUUUGCCUAGCAUCCCUAAACACUGUGAUACUUUGCUAUACCACGAGGUGCCCUUUGAAUGCUACACCCGUGGAGAGGUGAGUGUGCGGGCUUGUCGGGUGUCGGUCCCUUCGAGGUGAAUUCGGCGAGCCGCGGGAACGUCCCAUCGGAGCCGGGCUUCCCGCUCAUCACGCAAGUUGAAAGGGGGAGUCGGCCAAGGGUUGAGCGACCGGAAUACAAGGCGGGUCAUCCUGGUGUCACACUUUGAGGUGUAGUUCUAACACGUUAGGGGCCCGAAACUGCACCCCGCAGCCUGCAGGCCGCCACCGGGUGCUGGGGGCUGCCGAAAUGUCACUGCAGCCCUUUGCCGAAUAUAAGGUUAGCGUUUCAUUCACAUUCAAGCAAUAACAAAUUUAUUUCAUCACCCCGUUUUCUGUGUUCAAAUGUGGACUUUUAUUUUGGAGGACUGUUUAAACAUCAAAGUAGUCAAUUUAAUCGCAAAUACUGUAGACUAGGGGUCUCAAACUCAAUUUAUUUGGGGGCCACUGGCGCUAGGGUCUGGGUGAGACUGGGCCGCAUCAGGUUUUCCAAAAAAAAACAAAAAAACAAACUCAUUUAUUAAAAACAGAAAAAUUAAUAAACUUUGCUUUGGUUUCAAUUUUCUACAAUAAAAGCUCUGAUAAAACAUUCCACUGUUCUCAAAUAUCUUAAUUUGGAUUUUUCUACACAAAAUAAGAUGAAAAAUAAAUAAAUCAAGAAUAAAGAAAAUCAAACAAUCAGUAAUAAAUAAAGAAAUAUAAUAAUAAUAAAACGGCAAAUAAUAAAAACCUAAGAAACCACAUAUAGUUGGUUGGUAGACAAAUUAUUUUUUUCAAAUUAAAAUUAACAAAGUAUUAUUAGAGCCCUGUAGACAUUGUCUUAAAUGUUCCUGUUUUAGAAAAUGAAACAAACGUAUCACUCGGAUACUGUGAACAUCCAGCAGCAACACGACGUUUUGGCUUGACUGCUAUUUUGAUGAAAAAUAUACUGAACCAAGUCGACCAUGUUUACUCUGAUUUAGCGGAUUACGUCACUUCAUGCCACCCCCCAUCUCCCCCCCAAGUCAAGCCAAAACGUCGUGUUGCUGCUGGAUGUUCACAGUAUAAAUGGGGUGCAUUAGCUGAAAUGUCCAAAAUUAUUUCAGGCAUGAACGACAAAAGUAAUUUUUCAAAUUUACCAUUCGCUUUCAAAAUUUGCAAAUGAUGGAUAACAUAUUUAAGCUAAGUUGAUAAAUCAUGUCAAGGGGACCCUUUAAGUGCCUGCAAUGUAUUAGCUUUUCAAAAGUAAACAAAGUGUCGUCCCGUGAAAAUAUAUCUGUGCUAUAUUUGCAGUAAAAUUAAUAAAUUCAUGUAGAAGUUCAGACAUUUCAUACGAAAAUAAUUUUUUUUGCCAUCACUUAAUUCAUGCAAACUUUUAUGACUCUGCCUCUUAAAAGCAUCGGAUUUGAAAGUAGUUAGGAACCGGAAUCGUUCAAAUUCUCGAUGGCUAACUCCAAUGAUCGUACGCCAGGGCUGGGAAAUUAUUCUGAAAAGUGACUUUUUUUUUGUUGCCUAAGCAACCCGAGAACGGAAAAAAAAUAUUUUCAUUAUGAGGAUUCUUUAGGAAUAUAGUCGUUUUUUUUUUACACUAUUACGCAAUUUUACACUUACGGUAUUCUAAUCAGCUAGUCAUUCAGAGCAUUAAAAUGACAUUUUUUACCCCUAUAAUUUAAUUAAAUUUUUACUUUUCACACACUUUUGCCUUAAAUCUUUAAACCACAAAGACGUGUGUUGUUUUUUUUUUUUUUUUAAGAAGCAUGUAAUGAUAAUGCUUGUCUUGGAAACAUUACUAAAAAAUAAAUCAUUGCUACAACACUUUUAGAGAACCUAGUACAGUAAACCUCGCAUAUAUCAGAUUCAAUUGUUCCCACUGGUUUUGUCCGAUAUAAGCGAAAUCCAUUAUAUGCGUAUACCGGAAAAUGUCCGUUUUACGCAUAUAUGGGAUUUAUAUCCGGUAUAUGCGUACAUGGGAUUUUAUCCGUUAUAAAAAGGCACUUCCUUGACUAUGUUUCCAAUGUACCUGGACGCGCAGGCAACGCUGCAAACGCUGCAAAUGACGUCGUAUAGCGGCCUGUCACGAUUCGGCGAAUCGGAGCGCCACGAUGCGGCCAUCCGAUAUAUGCCAGGGAAAUUUCAUGGAAAUGCAUUGGAACGGGACUGGAGAUUUUGUCCGAAAUAGGCGAAAUCCGUUAUAAAAAAUCCGAUAUAUGCAAUGAAUUUUUAUUGGAAAUGCAUUACAGAAAAAUCGCUUCUUUUUUAUCUGUGCGUUGUGAGCGAAUUUCCGAUAUAUCCGAGUCCGAUAUAUCCGAGGUUUACUGUAUAUUUUGUAAAUUGCUGUGAUAGAAUCCAUCCUUUUGUUUUGAUGCUUAUUUUGCACUGAACAGGAAGUCAUUGUGUCAUUGUUUAAUGUCGUGUAAGUUAUGUUUUUGGCGACAUAAACUGACCCAUUUGGGUUUGAGAUUUUAACGUCGACAAAUGCCGGAACUUUAACAUGUUGGACUGGAAGUUGCUGAGCUGGUCAACAUAAACGGGUUCCACUGUAUCCCUUUUUUUUUGGUAUUGUGCAAUUCCUGAUCACUGGUUUUGUCCGAUAUAAGCGAAAUCAGUUAUAUGCGUAUACCGGAAAAUGUCCGUUUGACGCAUAUAUCGGAUUUAUAUCCGGUAUAUUCGGCGAAUCGGGAGCGCCACGAUGCGGCCAUCCGAUAUAUGCGAGGGAAAUUUCAUGGAAAUGCAUUGGAACGGGGGCGGCACGGUGGUCUAGUGGUUAGUGCGCAGACCUCACAGCUAGGAGACCAGGGUUCAAUCCCACCCUCGGGCAUCUCUGUGUGGAGUUUGCAUGUUCUCCCCGUGCAUGCGUGGGUUUUCUCCGGGUACUCCGGUUUCCUCCCACAUUCCAAAAAAACAUGCUAGGUUAAUUAGCGACUCCAAAUUGUCCAUAGGUAUGAAUGUGAGUGUGAAUGGUUGUUUGUCUAUAUGUGCCCUGUGAUUGGCUGGCGACCAGUCUAGGUGUACCCCGCCUUACGCCCAAAGACAGCUGGGAUAGGCUCCAGCACCCCCCGCGACCCUUGUGAGGAAAAGCGGUAGAAAAUGAAUGAAUGCAUUGGAACGGGACUGGAGAUUUUGUCCGAAAUAGGCGAAAUCCGUUAUAAAAAAUCCGAUAUAUGCAAUGAAUUUUUAUUGGAAAUGCAUUACAGAAAAAUCGGUUCUUUUCUUAUCUGUCCGUUGUGAGCGAAUUUCCGAUAUAUCCGAGUCCGAUAUAUCCGAGGUUUACUGUAGUUGGAAUAAAACAUUCAAUUUGUCAGUCCAAAUCACUUUCUUUAUUUGGUUCUUUUACACAAACGAAUCAUGACAUUAAUGUAAACAAUAAAAUAAAUUAAUGUUUGGAUUGUAGAAUCACCUGGUAAAUUAGUAUUUCAGUGUAAUUUGUAUUUUAAUUAAGAUAGCAGCAACACACACACACACACACACCUGGGAAAGGUUAUAUAGCAUAUGCUACUGAGGCUCUGUUGGUAUUAAAAAAAUCCUCAGGGUCGUAUAUUCAUGACUACUAAUACUUGCAUGUAAACAUUCAACUUUGCGUAGGGGCACAGAUGACGCCAUGCAAUGACACGGAAUUCAAUCAAUGAACUUCAAUUAAGAGUAUCGACCACGUGCAUAAAUAUUGUGUAACUAUUUCAUCUGCUCAUGACGCUCACUUUUAUUCCAGUUGGACCGCAGUAGUUUGGGGCUUUGUUGAUGUCAUAUUUAGAAUCAUGGAGAAGCAGAUGGAAAAAAAAUCCCUUUAAUAAAACUACCAUGAAAUAA
Molecule: messenger RNA, 4824 nt
Organism: Doryrhamphus excisus (bluestripe pipefish)
Lineage: Eukaryota; Metazoa; Chordata; Actinopteri; Syngnathiformes; Syngnathidae
Product: SUZ RNA-binding domain-containing-like
Source: RefSeq, a predicted model, not a curated record